Molecule: messenger RNA, 4159 nt
Organism: Bombus impatiens (common eastern bumble bee)
Lineage: Eukaryota; Metazoa; Arthropoda; Insecta; Hymenoptera; Apidae
Product: proteoglycan 4-like
Exons: 4
Biological process (GO): transmembrane transport
Cellular component (GO): membrane
Molecular function (GO): transmembrane transporter activity
Source: RefSeq, a predicted model, not a curated record
CGUCAGCGGGAAACGCAAGUUUCGCGAACACCUUAAACUUAAAACGUACGAAUUUGUUUUCCUCGGACGAAAAAAUCGAGUCGCGUGGUUCGCAGUGUUGGAAAAUUUAAAACUGGUGUUAUCAAUGUGCUUAUUUUACUGGGCUGAAUUUAGAAUGGAUUUUCAAAUGGAUUUAGAAUUGUACGAAGUGUUAGAGAAAUUGAAUCUAAGAUUGAAAUUAGGUUUUGUAGCAUUCGUCGAGAAGGGCGAAAAAUGUUCAAUAAACAUAGAUUUUAAAAUCGAUCCUUUCGAUGCUAUAUUAAAUCUUAUUCCGUUGUAAAGCAGCACGAUAUUUAAAUUCAACAUCUGCUAUUUAAUUUUUGAAAUUCUACAUAUUAUAAUAUUGAAAACUUUAUCGAACCUAUUCCUAUUUUCGCACGUGUUAGUAUAUUCGAUAGGAAAAAUCGAUAAUAUUAUAUAAAUACAUUUAGGAAAAAAGAAGUGUAUGGAUUAGAUUUGAAAGUAUGCACGUAUUUACAUACGUAAGUAAAAGAUUUCUUUCCAAUUUCCAUCGCUCUGUUGAUAAAGAAAUAAUAUUAUCGGUGACGGAUGAUGAUACCGAUAACAGAUAAAGAAGAUUUUGUUCCAUAAUUAGAUGAUCGAUGAACAGCAUCGUGCAAAGUAUCAGUACGUAAAUUUAUUUGCAGAAUUGCGACUAUGUUUGCUAAUAACAUAAUAGAAAUGCAUAAAGUAGUUCAGAUAUUAUAUUUUCUACAAUUUGAUAUUAUAAAUUUAGUUACGUAUUUCAUUUUUAAAUGUAAAUUAAUAUAAUAUUAAUCUAAUUUGCGUAAACAGAAGAUCAACCGUGGAAUAGCCGUGAUACGUAUGUUAACAAAAUUAAAUCAUACGUUAAAAAGUGGAAAGCCUGCUGUCUUCAAAAAUAUUAUUCACUCGUCUUAUAACUGUAUAUCUCUACAACUUAAAACUACAAGUUGAACUAGAUAUUCUGCCUUUAAAAACAAUGGUUGGUAAAAAUAGCUUUACUUAUCAGAAUUAAGCCACGCAAAAGAUAAGGUUAUAUCAUUCGAGAAAAUGGCAUGCUCCUUAAUUGUAACAUCGGUAAUUCAUGCGUGAAAGUGAAAAUUAACUUUCGACGUAUAAAACACGUGAUUACGUAUAAUGUAAUAUAAAAGAAGACUGGAAUAAAGGUGACGAUAAUACAUGAUAAUAAAUAACGUAUCAAACUCUGAUAUGUACGAUAUGAUCGUAAGAUGUCACGUGAAAUAGUAAUUUGACAAAACACAUUGUUAACUGGAAUUGUUAACUAAACAAAAACAAAUUGUUAACUAGCUAAAAUUAUUGGUGACAGUGAUAGCAGUAAAUCAAGGAAAUAGUAAAAGCCACUUUGUUUUCAAGUGCUUUCUAUUAUGCAAUACGGACACGACUCGUUAUUUUAUGCGAAAAAUACGAUAGAAGGAAAAUAUUGUACGACCGAGACAAAAGAGAAUCUUUCUUUACUUCAAACUACACGAUACUAAAAAAAAAAUGCUAUACGUAUACAUUGAUACAUUAUAAGAACUGAUGGCUCGAUUAAGAGCUCUUGUAAUCUUCGCAUAGUAUCCAAGUUGCAUUUUGUUCGUAGGAUACCUAUAUAUACGUAUACCUAUACGUAUGUUUAUAUUGGCAAAGUAAAGCGAUCGUCAUAUCGCGACAGUGGUUUGACAAACUCAUCGACAGUCCUGGCUAACCGAAUCAGCUGGUUGGGAUUAUUAUCAUUAACCAAUGACACUAUACACAAAUAUCCAACCGCAUUACAAUUAUAGUUAUUUUCCUAAAUGGUAGGGUAUUAUAUGUUUUUCAAGACGCUCGUUCAUCGGUAAGAGAACAUCAAAUACAGGAAAAUUGAAUCAAUUGCACGACAUAAUACAAAAAUAAAACUCAUCUCACUAAAAUACCGUUUCUAAUUGAAAUUUUUCUCGUAUCCCUACUAUCCUCGUUUCGUUAUCAAUUAAGGAUUAAACAUUGUGCUUUGAAACAUUCAAACAUCGUAUCAUCAGGAGUAUGUCUAAACUUAUUACUGGAAUAUCUCCCCGUUCGUUACAUGUGUCAGCGAUACGAAGUAGCGAUUAAUAGCAGUCGCUAGAUAAGCACCGGGCAACUAGAAAUGACCGCAACACAUUUUCCAACGUAACACCAAGUACCGAAACUUCAUGGUCGCAGAAAGUUUACACCCUUUUCAUCCGGCGAACACAUCGUCUGAGUUAACGAGAGACAACUUCGGUGACUGAGGUAUUUAUAAACGUGAUUCGUAGUGGGAGAACGAAUGGUAACGUAACAUUGGCAAGUCAGAUAAAAGUGGAAAAGCAAAGAAAACAGAGUUAGUGGAGAAUGCACAUCGCUAUCAUUCGUGUGUUUAUUACGAUUUAUUAACGACUGCCACGGAAACAUGUGCGAUUGUAGGACGAGUGAAAUGAGUAGUAGCCGAAUUAACGAGUCGGUCAACAUUAAUUAUGUACCUACAUCGUGAAAACCACUCGGUACAUUAUGGUCUCUUUUGUGAGAAAUUAAAAGUGUCAUGACAGGAACUACGGAUGUAUUUGUUCCCGGGGCAUUGCCUGGGGGCAAUGGUUUGCGUCGUGUCGUUUUAGUACUGCAACGAGCAGCUUAUUGGCUGUGCAACGCAAAAUUCCGGCGGCAAUGGCUAGCAUGUUUUUCCGCAACGCUAACCAUGGUCAUAGUCGGUACAGUCUAUGGAUGGACAACGGUUUCACUCCUCCAUCUAACAUCUGGUACCGGUGGCGUGCCGCUAAAGUUAACACCCGACGCAUCUUUAUGGAUCGUUAUUUCGACAAUACUUGGUUCAAUGAUCGGUUCACUUGUGGGUGCCAAGUUGGUCGAUUUCGGUCGUAAAUACUGCCUCCUUUCAUGCUGCACAAUUUUCUUCUUAGGCUGGUUCAACGUCUACAUCGCAACUUCCUUGCCAAACCUAUGCCUUGCUCGGGUGGUUCUCGGUAUAGGCGUUGGUAUGGCCUACACGAUAAAUCCCAUGUACGUGUCAGAAAUCGCCGACAUCAACAUCAGAGGCGCCCUAGGUACUCUAAUCGCAGUGAACGUAUUUAGCGGGUCACUGCUUACCUACAUCCUAGGAAACUGGCUGACGUACAGAUCACUCGCGAUUGCUCUUCUAGUACUAUCCUGUGUAUCCUUCUUGUCGAACACGUGUUUUCCCGAAACUCCGUAUUUUUUGGUGGCAAAACGUCGAAAGAAGGAAGCAUGCAAGUCGAUAACAUAUUACAGAAGCAUCGUAGAUCCUCGCGAAAUCAAAGUCGCACUACGUGCUCUACAACCACAAAUCACAUGCAAAUUACAAUCACGAUCCAGAAGCGAUUUCACCUUAUCAUCCGCAAAUUUCAGCUCACAAACCGGGAGUGGUUAUGCCUUAAUAUCCUUACCGGACUUAACCACAGACUCCAACCCGGAAGCAGUAGACGCAGAACCCAGGUCCGAUUUAAACUUACCAUCCAGUAGCGAUUCACAGUCACAAUCCAUAUCCAUAACACACUCGGCAGUCAUAUACAAUGUACGACCGCAAACCACAGGUCAAUUACCUCUACAAACCCCGCGCGAGAUUCACCCACAACCCACAAGCGAAUUACGCCUACCACACAAAAGCAAAGUACACCCACCAUCCACGAGCGAAGUACACCCACCAUAUACAAGCGAAAUACAACCAGGACCCACAAGCAAAAUACAACCAAAACCCACAAGCGAAAUACAGCCAAAACCCACAAGCGAAACACAUCCAGAACCCACAAGCGAAAUACAGCCAAAAACCACAAGCGAAAUACAGCCAGAACCCACAAGCGAAACACAUCCAGAACCCAUAAGCAAAAUACAGCCAAAAACCACAAGCGAAAUACAGCCAAAAACCACAAGCGAGAUACAGCCAAAAACCACAAGCGAAAUACAGCCAGAAUCCACAAGCGAAACACAUCCAGAACCCACAAGCAAAAUACAGCCAAAAACCACAAGCGAAAUACACCAGCCAUCCACAGGCGAAAUACAUCCAGAAACCACAAGAAAAAUGCACCCAGAAACCACAAGCAAAAUACACCAGCCAUCCACAAGCAAAAUACAGCCAGAACCCACAGGCGAAAUACACCAACCAUCCACAAGCGAA